Messenger RNA from Dichomitus squalens LYAD-421 SS1, 1198 nucleotides. Its product is annotated as mitochondrial carrier. Gene Ontology annotation, cellular component: mitochondrion. NCBI's taxonomy places the organism in Eukaryota, Fungi, Basidiomycota, Agaricomycetes, Polyporales, Polyporaceae. The transcript is spliced from 7 exons. The coding region runs from base 86 to 985 and encodes 299 amino acids. The record is from RefSeq and is a predicted model, not a curated record. Gene Ontology annotation, molecular function: guanine nucleotide transmembrane transporter activity.
AUUCUCCUUCCCAUCUCUAGAAUCUGCUCAUCGGAGAGCGUCGCCGUCCGUCUUCGCGUCCUCUGCUGCUUGUACGUUAUCCGUCAUGGCCCCUCAGCUCAAUGUCAAGGGUAGCGACUCCGGCACGGCUCGCGUACUUGGUUCAGGAGCAUCAGGAAUUGCUGAGCUGCUGGUGUUUCAUCCGGUGGAUACCGUCGCGAAGCGCUUGAUGAGCAACAAGUCCAAAGUUUCCUCGUCUACCCUAUCGUCCAUCAUCUUCAAGGAGUAUGCGACUGCCCCUCUAGGUCGCAAGCUUCUCUCCCUCUUCCCUGGUCUUGGCUACGCUGCCGGCUACAAAGUCACCCAGCGUAUAUACAAGUACGGAGGACAGCCAUGGUUCUCUGACAUCCUCGGGAAGAAUUACAAGGAGAGCUUCACGAACACCUUUGGCGAGCGUAAGGGAAAGAUGGUGUUGCAGGCAACGGCCGGAAGUCUGACUGGUAUCGGCGAAGUCGUCUUGCUUCCGCUUGACGCGCUCAAGAUCAAGCGUCAAGUGAAUCCCGAAGCGUUUCGUGGACGUGGCGUGAUUCGGAUAUUCCUCGAGGAAGGUACCACUCUUUACCGCGGCUGGGGUUGGACAAUCGCGCGUAACGCACCAGGAAGUUUCGCGCUCUUUGGUGCGUCCGCAGUGACGAAGGAGUAUCUGUUCGGCAUCCAGGACUAUCACAAGGCAACUUGGGGACAGAACUUCGUUGCUUCCAUCGCGGGUGCUGUUGCGUCCAUCACUGUCGCUGCGCCCCUGGAUACUGUCAAGACGCGUAUUCAAAACGCGAAUUUUGAGAGCAAAGUCUCCGGUGUUACAGUGAUCAAGGACUUAAUCAAGAACGAGGGUCCGACAGCGCUUUUCAAAGGUCUCACGCCCAAGAUUUUGGUUGUAGGCCCGAAGCUCGUGUUUAGUUACACCCUUGCUCAGUCGCUCAUCCCUUGGUUCUCCAAGUAUGUAUAAGCGAUGUGGUCGUUGGCGACACAUACCGACGAGCUACGUAUUGAUAUUGUCAUGUAAUGCUUGUCUGCUGCUGCUAUUGUUGCUGCCACAUGCUAUCCUCUCACACGCCUUACGACAUAGACGCGCUCAUGUUAGACGAGCAUAAAAGUAGUGCUCUACCUCUCCGCUCAUUGUGUUCAUAAGGUCACCUAAUAGAUUGCUUUGACGGUUCCA